AUGUCGUCGGUGCCCAUCAUUAGGGCCGGCGGUGGCCCCGGCAAGAAGAAAGCUAAAAAGCCGAAUGCCGUUCGCCGCAUCAUGGAUCAGGAGCAGCGCGUCCGAGAGAAGUCCGUUGCGCCGUCUCCUUCUUCAACAGCGCUGGACACAGCAAAGUCCGCCCGUUCAGUCUGCAAGAAUCCAGACUGCACGGAUUCGGACGUCCGCGAUGGGAUGUGUCAAAGUUGCGGUCGAGUCUUGUACGAAAGCAACAUCGUCGCCGAAGUCACCUUCGGCGAGAGCGCCAAUGGAGCGGCUGUCGUCCACGGUAGCUACCUCGCGGCAGAUCAGGGGGGAAUUCGACCUGCGGCCGGUGGACUUGCGUUUCGUCGUGUCGCCGGCGCCGGCGCUAGCGAAGCCCGUGAGCGGAGCUUGAGAGAGGCCAAGCAGACCAUCGCUCAGUUCGGUCACCAACUGCAGAUUGCGCCGCAUGUGUCUGAGCAGGGAUUCCAGGUGUACAAGCAGGCAUCAAGCAGCAACUUUAUCCAGGGCCGCAAAAAGAACACGGUCGCCGCCGUCUGUCUCUAUGCUGUCUGCCGGAAAGAAGACAACAAUAGGGUCAUGUUGAUCGACCUGGCCGACAUCAUCAAGACAGACGUAUUCCUUCUGGGCCGAAGCUAUAAGGAUCUUCUCAAUACCCUUGAGCAAUUGAAAGACGGCACCAAGCCCAUCAUCAUCGAGGAUCUCAUCUUCCGCUUCGCCAGCAAGCUCGAAUUCCUGCACGAUACCAAUAAGGUCGCCCUGUCUGCCAUUCGGAUCGCCCAGCGCAUGCGGCAUGACAACAUCACCCAUGGCCGCCGCCCCGCCGGUAUCUGCGGAGCGGCUCUCAUUAUGGCCGCUCGAGCACACAACUACCGUCGCACCGUGAGGGAAGUAGUUUACAUCGCCAAGGUUACAAUGGCGACUCUCCAGGAGCGGAUGGAGGAAUUUGCCAAUGUGCCCUCUGCCCAAAUGACAAUUCACGAUUUCCACGAGUCUAAGGCACUCCCGGAAGCUUCUCACGAUCCCCCUUUUGUUUACAAACAGUCAAAGGAGUGGCAGGAGAAACACGCGAAGAAGCCCAAGAAAAGAAAGGCGACCAGUGCUGGCAGUGGAAACAAGAAGAGACAAAAGACAGCACAAUCCGCGUCGGAAGAUACUUCGGUUCCCAUUGAUCCGGCGCUGCAAGCUGCAACUCCCUCCUCAAGUGACGCCGUCGCCUCUUCCACCUCCCUGCCGAAAUCGGGACAAAACGCGCCCCUAACCGGUGUCGACGGAGACGGUUUUGCUAUCCCAUUCCGCAAACCGACCGAGGCCGAUCUUGUCAUUGCGAAUAACGCGACUGCCGAUGUUGAUGGCCAGCUGAAUAAUCUCGUAGAUGAAUUUGGUGAUGUGGAGGCCCAGUCGCCGAGUGAAGUGGAAGCGAGCAGCGAGAUGGCCAUGGCUGCGGCCCAGGGUAUUCAGAUUCCCGGCAUGGAGAACAUGAAGAUCAAACCACGAGAUGCCGCCGCGGCUACCACGCAGGAUGGUGAGGGUAACACGGACGGAGCCGACGACAGUCAGGAAAAUGACCAGGAACAAAAAAAGAAGGAAAAGCCUAGGCUACGAAUCGACGAGGAUUGGGAGAUGGACGAGAACAACCUCGAGAAAGAGAUGGAGGGACAUUUAAACAAUCCCGUCUUGAUUGGUGCCUCUGCCGUUAUCACCCAAGGGAUUGAGCAGCAACGCGGAGAGGAAGCCACCCCGAAUGCAGACACCCCAGCGGCCGGGGACAACACCCAGUCCACACUCACGGGUGCUGCCGCCUGGCGCACGCCCGCAUCCAAGGUGUCCGACGACCCCAUUGUCCACGAAGACGAGUUCAAGGACGACCCGGAGGUCAUGCACUGCCGGCUCUCAGAGAGAGACGUGCAGUUCAAAGAAAUGAUCUGGGCCAACCACAAUAAGGACUACAUGCGCAAGGUCCAAGAAAAAAUCUUCCAGACCAAAAUGUCUAGCAACAACCCGCCCAAGCAAAAGCGCAGCCGCGCCAAGAAGCCUCGCAUCGGCGAAGGCCAGACCACGCCCGCCGGGUCCGCCAUCGAGGCCGCGCAGAACAUGCUGCGCACCCGCGCCAUCAGCACCAAGCUCGACUAUUCCCGCAUGGACCGCCUGUUUGAGUACUCCAACAAGGCCGGGCCCGGAAGUACGUACGGCGGCGCCAGCUCGAUUGGAAGCCGCAGUGCGCUGCCCAGUAGCGCUGGGAGCGACAGCGGCAGUUCGGACGGUGAUGACGAUGACGAGAUGGAGGGCUCCGGCGCGGACGGCGCUUCGACCGCCGCGACGGCCGCCACUACCGCGACCGGUUCUGCUGCGGGUCUUAGUGCGCAAGAGAGAGUUGCCAAGGCGCUUGCCCCUCCCGAGGGAGAGGGCGAUGAGGAUGAGGCUGACGAGAUGGAGCAUGAUGGUGGGUUCAAUGACGCGAGCGGGUUCCAAGAGGAUACCUAUGGCGAGGAGGAAUUUGAUCCGUUUGGCGAUGGGAAUGGUGGUGACGAGGAGGAUGAGGAGUGA
Dichotomopilus funicola is the source of this 2568-nucleotide messenger RNA. RefSeq lists its product as uncharacterized. NCBI's taxonomy places the organism in Eukaryota, Fungi, Ascomycota, Sordariomycetes, Sordariales, Chaetomiaceae. The transcript has a single exon. Gene Ontology annotation, cellular component: transcription factor TFIIIB complex; transcription preinitiation complex; nucleus. Bases 1 to 2568 code for a protein of 855 amino acids. Gene Ontology annotation, biological process: transcription preinitiation complex assembly; DNA-templated transcription initiation; transcription by RNA polymerase III. Gene Ontology annotation, molecular function: RNA polymerase III general transcription initiation factor activity; TBP-class protein binding; RNA polymerase III type 3 promoter sequence-specific DNA binding. The record is from RefSeq and is a predicted model, not a curated record.